Ceratina calcarata is the source of this 9402-nucleotide messenger RNA. RefSeq lists its product as uncharacterized. Gene Ontology annotation, cellular component: plasma membrane. The record is from RefSeq and is a predicted model, not a curated record. Lineage: Eukaryota; Metazoa; Arthropoda; Insecta; Hymenoptera; Apidae. Gene Ontology annotation, molecular function: protein binding. The transcript is spliced from 14 exons. The coding region runs from base 202 to 3324 and encodes 1040 amino acids.
CUAUGUUCCUGCGUGUAUUCCUGAUCAAAGUAGAUCCAGCAUCGAGUGAUACCAGACUUUUCAGCGAGUCGUGUCUCGAUUCGUAUCGAUAGCAAGCAAGCAAACACACGUACGCGAGAGAGGCGUACACGCACAUACACACACACACAGGCAGAGGAGAGAGAGUGUCCUCUAGACUGGAGGAGAGCGCAAGUACUCGGCAUGAAGGGCACGCAUUGGCCGGUGUUCGUCUGCGUUCUUAUGGCGACGACGGCGUUCUCCUGUCGACAGAGCGAGUUCCAAUGCGGCAACGGCCGCUGCGUCGCCCUGAACAAGGUGUGCGACGUGGUCGACGACUGCGGCGACGGCACCGACGAGCCACGGCAAUGUUCACCGUGCAAUAAAACGUAUUACGGCGACGUGGGUAAAACGUACGACCUGGAGCUUCACAGGCCGAAGGAAGACAAGGUGCCUUACAUUUGCAAGCUCACGUUCAGCGCACCCGGUGGCGAUCUGGGAGACAUCGUACAGUUGACGUUCGACAGUUUCACUCUGGGGAAAUUCGUGUCGUUCACGGCCGAGGGUUGCCCGGACGGUUCGCUGCAAAUAUCGGAGGCCCAGAGACCGGACGUCGGGGGCCUCUGGUGCGGCACGUCGUUGGGCCCGGCGAUUUACUACAGCGAAACACAGACCGUCUCCAUCACCCUGAAGCUGCUCAGGCUCAGCAAGGAUCAGACGGGAUUCAAUUUCGACUUCAGAAUGGCGUACAAGAUGAUCAGAAAAUCUGACGCCGUCGUGCGUUACAGAAACCCUUUCGUAGGGAUAACGCAGGCGACGGGUAUGCCGGCGUCGACGGAAUCGACGGUCUCGACGUCCUCGAGCGAUUACGCGAACAGCUCGAUGGCCAUGCCGGUUCAGAUGGUCGAGCAAACGUCGCUGACGACGGCGACGAAGCCGAGCACCGAACAAUACCUCGGGGACCUGAUAUCCGGCACCUACUGCUCCCGCAUAUUCAGCAACUGCGACCGGAAGAAAUGCCGACUGCAGUCGCCAAACUUCCCCGGACUCUAUCCCCGCAAUCUCACCUGCUACUACGCGGUGAGGCAGCAUGACGUACCACCAGGGAAACACGCUUUAAUUUCGGUGGAACAACCCCGGGGUCAAUUGGUUGCCAUAAGGGCGAGGCCAGCCACCCAGGCGGAAUCGUCGCCCCGUGAACUCCGCCUCUGGGAAGACUGCGACUUGGUGCAAGAUUACGUGACGGUGUACGACGGUUACACGACCCGGGACCCGGUGAUCCUGAAAUUCUGUGGGGGCGGCGAGCCGGUACCGGAAGCGACGAGCAGCGGCACGGAGAUCCUAGUCGAGUUCACCACGUCUCCUUACGGCACGUUCCUCCAUCCUACGCCGCCGCACUCGCUUCACGGGUUUCAAUUAGAAGUGCAAGUGAAAUUCGUGGACGCUGAUUCGCCCACGUAUGCGAGGAAUAAACACUGCGAGUUCUGGCUGCAGGGUAGCGGAGGCGGAGUGUUAGCUUCUCCCAGACACACGCUGCCGCGUAACAGCACGUGUCUGUACCACCUGCGCGGUGCCGGGCCAGCGUUACCCAGCCCGACACCGCCGAGACCCUUGCCAAAGUUCCCAGAACAACGUCCAGGAACCGUUUGGAGAAGACCGGCGCCAAGACCAGCACAACCGCAAUUUCGCGUCUGGUUGUCCAUCCUCAAGUUCCACGUGGGAACCAGUCUUUCUAGCGGUGAUCAAGAAUGCUCUACCACUCUCAUGGUUUGGGACGGCGAGAUGAUGCCUCUGCAAGAGUGCUACGACCCUACCUGUGAGAAGGAGCAUCAACGUCACGGGGAGAAGACUACCGAGCCCUCGCAUCCCCUGGAGGCUCGUCCCGUGGGUAACACGACGUUAUUAGCCCGCUACUGCAAAGACAAUGUACCUAGGACCUGCGAUCAUGCAAUUUUGCAAAACACCAGCCGUCCCUGUUCACUCGGGGAGAGCUUCGUGUCCAGUGGGAACAGUCUGACCAUCGAGAUGCGGAUGGUCGAGUCGACGGCUCUCAGGCCAGUGAAUUUCCGGGCAUUGUACGAGUUCGUCGACAUUCAUCAAGACGGAGACCCGUUUGGAACUGGGCCCUGCUCUAGAAUCUUUUACAGUCGCAAUAAAGAUCAUUAUCCUGACCGUAGAUUCCAGGCGCCCCGUGAUAUUUUCCUCUACGGCCGGGGCGGCACUAAGAAUAUCAGCUGCGUGUACCGAUUCGAGGGUGAUCACAACGAGGUCGUGCAGCUACGGUUCAACAAGCUUCUGAACGGGAACCGGACGUGCCGUAGCGUCUCUAGCCCAGACUACGACCGCCUGCGCUGCGUCGGAUCAAGCAACUUCUCCGUCAAGGUGCUGGACUUUCCAUGGCCGAACGCACCACCGGUUCAACGGGAUUGCUUUUGCUCGAACCGAUCACUGCCCAUGAACGUGAAAUCUACUUCGAACAUCGUCGAAGUCCACUUCACUGUGCUGUCUAUGAACGCGCUGGAUGAUUACAACAAUCUAUUCUUCCAAGGCAGUUGGGAUUUCGUGAAAACGACGCCUUGUGUUCAGAAGAGAAGAGUCAAAGGACCGUCUGGGGAGAUCAAUUACGUGGCACCCAUUAUAGAUGAGGAUGAGAAAAAUUGUGAGAAGCAUCCGUGGCUGAUAGAGCCAGGACCGAACCAAUAUCUGUACGUGAAGACGCACGGUACAGUAAUGAAGAACGCGAGCAAGUGCGCGACGAAGAAUAGGAUCGUGAUACACACGGGAGGUACUAUUCACGUGUCUGUGUGCCCGAGACCACCUGCAGAUUCUAGACACCACGUGGUUGAGGUUUUCAGCGACGGCUGGGCCGUCAGUGGCAAGGCGAUGAUCUUAGCACCGAGUCAAGAUCCAAUCAGAAGUAUAGCUGUUGAGUUUAUCAUCAAGGAACCCGACACGUACACAGUCACCUGGCUCGAACUCAUCAGAAGGCCCUCAAUCACGUCGACAGCAGGGCUGCAGAUGCCUCGGGACUGCGAGCAACGUUGCCCAGAGUUGGACGCUUGCAUAAACGCAUCGUUAUGGUGCGACGGGAUAUCCCACUGCCCUUCGGGGUACGACGAAGCCCUCAACCAUUGCUCAAUCCUGCUGAAACUACCGCCGCUGCAUUUGGGCCUUGGACUGCUAGCGAUCGUCACGAUCCUCGGCGUGUUCUGCUUCGUGGUGUGGCGCAUCUGCAGGCAACGGGCGAACCGCUCGAUAUCGCAGCACCGGCUGAAGAGCAUUUCCUCGGAGACGGCGAUCAUCGACGGGAAGGAAGUGAUUUGCUGACACAGCGACAGUUCUGUGCGUUACGUAGAGGUCGAUCGGGUGACCACCGUGUGACGAUCGCCCACGAUUGUCUCGCUCGUCGCUCGUCGCUGCAUCGUCGUGUCCUCUUGAAAUUGUUGGACUCAGUAAAGGUGCAUACUUCUGUCGCAUCCUAUCACCGUUGCGUACCAUAGUUGCAUGCUUGCCACGUACACCGAUGUUCAUAACUCUUAUAAUGUGAAACGUUCAUGAUGAAUGAAAUUCUGAUUUACAAUUUGUAGGCUUCAUUUUAUUUGCCAAGUAAAAAGUCAUGCAAAAUCUCACAUUUCAUUAAUAUCGUUAUAUGUGCAAAUCGUUGCUAUUUUUUUUAAGUACGAUUUUAUUGAAAUAAAUCAUGACUUACACUGUCAUUUAUGCAUGAUAUGCAACGGUGAUACAAAGACAUGACACAAGUGGAUACGUACGUUAAGACGCGACGCGUCGCCCUCAGCGUUACGCGCAGAACUGUAUACGUAGGAAAUCUAGAUUAUAAUAUACUUGGAAGGUUCGAUGCUCAACGACAAGGACUGGUCCUCCUCCUCUUCCUCUUCCUGCUCCUUUCAACUGAACUAGUGCUUGAAAAUUAAUCUUGAUAGGAUCCCAAGUUGUGGUAAAUAUAAGAUGAAAAUGGGUGUUUACAGAUUUGGUUUUCAAAGUUCUCCCGUUUGCAGUGCAACAGGUAGGAAUCAGUUCCAUUAGUUUGCAUUUCUUUUAAUUGAUGCAUUUACUCAUAGAUUUGUCUAUACAUUCAUUUAUGCAUUUCCUUACACAUUUGCUUAUGCAUUUCUACUUCUAUUAAUUCGCCAUUUGUUGUUCAAUUCUAGUAUAUCAAACGAUAAAGAAAAUAUGUACAAAAUAUAUCCCAGACACAUAUUAAAGGUGAAUGUAAAAUGUAUUUAUCAAUACUCAGAAUACUGAUUUGAUCUCUCAGUUGUUCUAGCAGGUGUAUCGAACGAAACGAAAUUAUUUAUCGUUUGCUUUACGAGCAAAAGGCAACGUGUUAUGACUUCUCGAGUUGCUUGAACAAGGACAAUAAAGAGUAAAAUCCUAGUGAUACAUCCUUUCGCUGGUAGCAUAGCUUAGCGUUCGAUCAAAUUCUGUUGGGAAACAGCAAAUGGUCCUUAGCGUCGAGCAGAGAACCGAUAACAAAUACUCGCACUAUAAUCGGUUCUCGAUUAAUCGAUAGGAGACGAUUAUGAAACAUCAAUUUCUUUCUCUCUCUCCUCUCUCUCUCUCUCUUCCGCUAUGUCGUGCUCUCUUUUGGGUAAGCGUUCAAGUGAACUACGAUCUGUCCCAUCGUGAUCAACGAGUACUUCCAGUUUGACGAAAAUUUUGGUCCGAAGAGUGAAAGAAAAUAUGAAUGGUGCUAAUACUUCAUGGGGGAAAAUCGUAUGAUUUCGAAGUUUGAAGGAGGAACAGAGGAAUGAGCGUUGAUCACGGUGGAACAGGACAAGCAAGUUGGGAACUAUAGAUAUUGACCAAAUGAGUGAUUAACGUUUAGACGAUUCAAUAACACUGUCAUUAGAGACUAAGACUUCGGGAAGAACGAAGAAAACGACUUAGAACUAUGGUAGCCUGAAAUUAUGUGAUAUAUGUAACGCUGUUUUCCGCGGAGCUGUGCUCCGUUCGAUGAUUGUUACACCCUUGCGAGGGGUUCGUCGUGCAAGGAUCCCCCUCGCUUGUACACCAUUGUUCAUACUUGUACAUAAACCACUAGUUAACUAUUUAUAUUAACAUUUAUGCACGGAUCUACGUUGCCUAGAAAUUAAUUCAGUUCUUUGUCCGUAAGUACAUUAAAGUACUGGAACACAAGUUGGAAUAGUUCAUCGCUGUGUCAAAAUUACACGUAUUUCGAAAUUCUCUCGAGUUUUAUUUAACUGUGAGAGCUGAAUCGAUCGUUGGGAACGGAGAUCACCAAUCGCUUUACUACUAGCCGUAAGGUAGAGCUCGCAGGUGAUUAAGACCGACAAGAGGCGAAAGGGAAACAGGCAAAAUACCGGUCAGCUAACUAAAAGCACCGCCACGAAAUUAAUAAUUUUGGAGAACAAGCAUCGAGUAACCCGGCCCUCCGUUAUACGUUGAUCAAAGACAAUCGUUAUAUGGUAUCGUUAACUGUGCGUACCGCACUUAUUUUAAUUAAUUCCACGUGUACGCUUUAGGUGGAUCGCAUCCGUCGAAUAACAAGUGAACGUUCUGAAAAAGAAAAGAUACCCUCGAAACUGCAAGGGAUCGAUGUUUUCAAUGGAUCUUCGUUCGUUCGAUUCUCGAGUGUACAACUUUUUACAUUUAAGUGGCUCGGACAAUUUUACACAGCUCGGGGUAAAUGAAAUUUCACGGCGAGGCGAAAGUUUAUUGUUUGACGAGGUCGAUGAACGUCGAAGCCGAAUCGGUGACCCGUUUUUUAAACGCGAACUCGUGCAACGAAUCACGCCCAUUUAUCUUCCAUUAUUCUCUUGGUGUCAUUCGCGUUUGUUACGUUUCGGGGACCAAUUAAGCGCGUCGAACGCCAGAAACGGGGGGGAGGACGACAGUUUUCUUCGUUAUUCAGUUGACCCAUAAAUUUCCAGAGAAUCGAAGACUGAGAUUUAUUUUUAUUUUCUCGCGUUCUGUCCAAUGAAAAGCGUUACACGAUAUCAGUUCACUGCCAUUACGUUUUUUGGAUCUCGGAAACGAAGAACGAACACACACAAUUUAACCCUUUUAAUGCCGAAUAUUUCUGGCCGCAAUUUUUCAGUGAUAUCACGUUACAUGCUAAAAGGGUUAAACAUUCAUGGAAGCGAAAAAAUUGUUUUAAAGUCAAUAACUGACACCGAUGCUUUACAAAAGCUGCCAAAGAGAAGAUAAUCACCCGAAACAAUUCAUUACUAUUUAGGAAUAUCUCUUCUCUGAUAGAUUAACGAGAGUCCAUGGAAGAAGCGCACAAACGGUCAGAUCCGCGCCGAUCCGAGAACAUUCCAUGGAAAUCGAAAAGAGCAGAGAACGGCAAAGCUUAUUUGAUUUAUUACUAGCCGAGUUCUCGUUUCAUUCCCUCUGUCGAGGAAUCGGAAAGCUUCCGAGGAUUAGAACGAAGCAAAUAAUAACGAGAGAAGUCGCGUGCUUACGAACGAUAAAUUGUACAACUAUAAAAAUGGCCCGGCAAUUCUUCUUUCUCCCUCGAGCGUGACUUUCAUACGAUAAGCAGACUGCAGAUUUAAUGCGUUUACACGAUAAAUUGAAUGCAUUAAAUACAGAAAAUAUGUACGACACGUUUCUGUAUAUUCAAUUUAUAUUAUAAUAUAACAGUACAUUUCAUGUACAAGUACCAGAAUGCAUAUUACGACGUUUAAAUGAUAAAGGAAAUUCUCAUUUAAAACACGGUUUUAAAUGUUUUAUUCCGCAUAAAAAUCUGCAGUGCACUUAUAAAAACACGAGGUCCUUGCGUGGAAACAGAAGUGAACAACAGGGAACGAUGUUGCGCGGGGAUAAAUACAUUUUCAGAGCGCGAGGGGUGGUUGCGUUGUUCACGUGUAGGUGGACAUUUAAAGGUUUUAUUGCCGCUGCUGGCUCGAACCGAUACGCAAACAAACGGUGCAAUUUAUCGACGGACCUUUAUUGACAUCGUUCCACGAAAACGCGACCCGCGUGUUUAGAGACGCCCGCACGCGAAGGCCCACUCGGAACUGGAAUUGCAAACCCUGUGGUAAUUCAUACGCUUCCUGCCAUUCUAUUCACAAAUUUCAGUAUUGAUCCCGCCGCGAGCAUUUCUUCGAGUACAAAAGAAAGAUUUAAACUCGACCUUUACUUCUCCCAACAUGUAAUUCCAAGCCAGGAAAUAUCAGAAAGAGUAACAAUAAUAAUGUUUAAUUCGUCAUAUAAUUUAAUCAUCGAUAUAAUUAAUAAUUUAGAGUUUCAAAUCUUAAUAAUUGAAAACCUGCAGAUAUAAGAUUAACGAUAAAAUUUGAUUCGUUACAUAUAUAAUUAAUAAUUUAAUUCUGAAAACGGUUCAUCAGAAUUACAGGCCAAUGGUUCUUGAAAUGGGGGUGUACACGUGUGUGUAAAUAAGCGAGCGACUCAGUUGUAAAUAAAACGUAUACACGUACGAGUUUUAACUAAUUAUAGAACACGAAUAACUACGUAGAUGAUUAGAAGUUAAUAAUAAUGUAAAACCAUAUCUACGAAUACGCCGGAAUUUAAUUAACGGGAAGUCAGCCACUCGUUUUAAUACUCCUGUUAUUAUCGAAUUUAAGAGGAGCAGACUGCAGAUUUUAUGCAUCCAUAGAGAUAUUAAGUAUGCGCAUUUGUAAAAAUAUAUCAAAGUUAAGCGUAUUACUUAAACGAUGAAAGAAAUGUUUUAUUUUACAUAAAAAUUUGCAGUCUAAGAAUAAUAUGUGAAACUUGUGUUUCUGUAUUUUUAACUUGUAGUCUGAAACGAUUAAUCAAAAAUAGGACAACGGGUGCUGAUUAUUAUUCACGAGGAGUAUUAAAAAAAUAAAACACGAGUGCGGUAUAUUAUGCGACUUCCGAUAGGCGUGAGUUGAAUCAACCUAAACUUCUAUGUAAAUAAGUAAGAGUGUAAGCGUUGCCGAAAUAUGAGAAACUGCACAAGGCGAUUGAGUUUAAUAAUCGUUUCUCGGCGAACUGUUACAUGUAUAAAUAGAGUUAAAAGUGUAAGAAGAAACCGGAAGUGAGACAACGGUGAACAGGAAGAAUGUACAGCGUUUAAAAUCUCAGGCCUGUCCGCGUUCAAUGGAAUUCCCAAAUCGAGUGUACUUUUGUAAUAGUCUCCGAGAACUAGAAUAGUAACGACAAGUAAAAGUAAUCAUAUCGUGUAGUGUCGGUACUCUUUAGAGGAUAAAUUUAUAGUACAAAAUAAGAAAAAAAAAGUUAAAAAAGUUGCAACGUUAAACAAAAGACAUAAAACUUCAUUCGUGUAAAAAUGAAAAAAAAAAUGGAAAAAAGAUAGAAUCGAUAUAGUUUUCUCAUUUUGUGCUCUAACUUUGUUCGACUCGUGUAAAUAAUGUACGAAGGGAGACGAAGACAGGAAACGAUUUGGAUUCUAAAAGUACUAUAUAUCCGGUGCGCAGGCCUGGUUUAUCUAGUAGCACAGAACUUUUAUGGGUUCCGAACUCUUCCCGAAGACUGCCGAUAAACGCUUAUUGUUUGAAACGCUUUGGCGUUACCGCAAUAAUCGCCGUUCCAAGCGGUGAAGAUUAACGGUUAAGCAUUAUUAUAAAAUUAUACUUACACAACGUUUUCACUGCCGUCGUCGCGGUCUUUUGUAACGGUCGGUAAACCCGCACGGUUCUCUUUUUUAAACUAAUUCCGUACCUCAUGUCCACACCUUUUAUACUCUUGCUUUUCACCGGUUUUACAAAUAUUUUCUAUUGCACUUAUACAUUACCGACUGUCUGUACGCGGGCGAUUGAUUUAAAAAAGAAAAAAAAAAAACUCAACGAUUACACGACGGACCUUUUUCCUUUCCAUGCACAACGUUUCUCGUCCUUUACAUAAUACAGUUUUCGUUGACGAGUAUCUCAUGAGAUUGCGAGAUUGUAAUACACUGCGUCGCGAGUGUCGCGAGACACUCUCGAUUCCUGACACUGUUAUUGCAAACGAGUUGUAAUCGUAAAUAAACGAAUGAUCGCAGGAAGGAUGGACUAUAAAAGAUGUAAAACAGAUUUUGCGGUGAGCGUGGAAUCAAGAAUAGGUCCGACAAUAACAAAAUAACGUACGCAAAUGUAUGCGUGUCUGACAGGCCGGUGACACAUCAUUAUGAAAUAUAAUAACGAAAUUCUACAAAUAAUUUGAGUACAUCUUUGAUAAGAAUUUCAGUUAUUUGAAACGCUAAGGACGACAACUUCUGACGAGCUAAUGAGAUUGUGUCAUUCGGUCUGGAUUACAUCACUACGGGAUGAUUGAUGAGAACGAUUGGGGAUCGAUCACCGGCAGACGUAAAAGAUUCGAAGAGAACCUCCGGAAACAUGCUCACACGACAUGCAUAUAGUUACUAAUUAUACCAUUAUUGAUUACCGAUUCGAAUAUCGAGUACGCGACAUUUUUAAUAAAUUAUUUUGAAGAUUG